Molecule: messenger RNA, 832 nt
Organism: Python bivittatus (Burmese python)
Lineage: Eukaryota; Metazoa; Chordata; Lepidosauria; Squamata; Pythonidae
Source: RefSeq, a predicted model, not a curated record
AUGAGAGCCAUGGAAUUGCUGACCAUCAGAGUCUGUGAAGUGUCCCUGUCAAUGGCACAGUGUGGUUCGGCUGAUUAUGGAGGUGUGGCGGGAUGGGGGGCACAACUGCAAGGAAUCCAGGGACCCAAAGGUCAGAAGGGGGAGCCUUUUGCACUGCCUCCAGAAUUAGCCAUACUGUUCAGGGGAGACCCUGGUGACCCGGGCUUGACUGGCUUCAUAGGACCUCAAGGUGCUCCUGGUCUGGUGGGUGAACCUGGUCUAGAAGGAGACCCAGGUCUUCCUGGGCUUCCAGGACCCCCAGGACCCCCAGGACCCAUUGGCAAUAGAGGUCUUGGCUUUUAUGGAGAAACGGGUGAAAAGGGUGAAAUUGGACCUCCUGGUCCACCUGGGCUUCCAUCAACAGGAGAGUUAGUCACUUCAACGGAUGUAAUUCCAGGUGAAUACAAGGGUAUAAAAGGAAGAAAAGGAAUGAUGGGAGAAUCUGGAUUUCCAGGUUUACAUGCACAAGGAGCAGAAAAGGGAGAAGAAGGAAUAACUGGCUUUCCAGGACAAAGAGGUUUGCCAGGAAUCAAUGGUUUAAAAGGAGCUGAAGGGAGUGUGGGUAUCACAGGAAAUCAUGGAACCCAUGGCAGUCUUGGUCAGAAAGGGAUGAAGGGCGAACCUGGAGAUAAAGGAAUUCGAGGGCCACCAGCUUUCGCACGCUACCCCACAGUUUUGAAAGGUGUACUUGGUGACCGGGGAAAGGAUGGCAUUCCUGGCCUUGAGGGAGACAGGGGACCACAAGGCAGUCCUGGCCCACCUGGCUUACCCGGCACAGAUGGAUCAUUUGAUG